AAGUCUGAAAAUGAUGACGAAAAAUCUAGAAUUUGCCCGGCCUGCUGCGACAUUUUAAAUCCGGAUUGUGACAUCGCGCUGUUUGUAUUGUACUUUUUGACAUUGUCUUUAUAAAUAAUCUUAUCAAUGAAAAUGCUAUUUAUUGCUCAGCACGACCUCUUCAAUAAAGAGGAGGAACCAUCGACUGUGUUAGUCACGAAAAGCGAGGUUAUGUUUUCUGUUUUGAUUGAGUUGUUUCUUAUUGUAUAGAAAAACAUCCAGGUAUUUCAUACUGAAAAUGUGACAAAUUAAAAGAAAAACUAUUCGCGAAGACGUGUUAACAGGUGAUAUUUUCAUAACGCUUUGUGUGUGCGAGAUGGCACCUAAAUGUUUUAACUAGCCUUGUGUUUCGUGCGUUGCUACCUUUUUUUGGUUAAAGUGUGGUAAUCACUCGCUGGAUUUGGGCUUGCAAUUGGAUUUAUAAGAAUGGACCAAAAGUGGCAAUUUUCUCAUCCACACAAUGGGAGGUCUUGCGGCAAUAAAAAGAAAAGAAUUGUUUGUUCUAACUGACACAAAGAGAAUUUCGUUGUUCGCGUCCAAAAUGCCUGAGGCGACCAGCUCCCUCGACCGUAUCAGAAGCAACGCCAAUUUAAUGAAGCAAACUAUUAACGAUAUUAAGAGUAAGUUGAACGAGUUAACUACCGAAUACAACCGUUUAUUAUGCAAUCAAUUGCGCGAAGAAAACAGUAAGCUAUCUGCGGCAGUCGAAACAGCCAAGGAGAAGCUUGUUAGGUUGGAGAUUCAAAACGGGGUGAAGCAGGUGGCGGUACCGGGCGCCCGUCCCGCCGUUACUAGCGAAGCGACCGAAAAGCAAAUCGAAGUGUCCGUCGAAGAAAAACAAACCAAAACCAAAGUCGCCAAACCCAAGAAGGAACCCAGUAAAACCGAUAAAACGAACGGCGCGGAUCUGCCCGUCGACGUCGGCAGGUUAGAUUUAAGAGUGGGCAAAGUCGAGAACGUCGAACGUCAUCCGGAUGCUGAUUCCUUGUACGUUUUGAAGAUAAACUGCGGGGAAAACGAGCCCAGGACUGUUUGUUCGGGAUUGGUCAAGCAUGUGCCCUUGGACGAGUUGCGAGAUAAAACUGUAAUGGUCUUAUGUAAUCUGAAACCCGUUAAGAUGCGGGGAAUUACGUCCGAAGCUAUGGUUAUGUGCGCGAGUGGCGAGAACGGCGUGGAAGUGCUCGCACCGCCGCCUGGGUGUCGACCCGGCGAUUUGGUGACCUGCGAGGGCUUCGAACGGCGACCUGACCCGGUAAUGAACCCGAAAAAGAAGAUAUUCGAGACCGUCGCCCCCGAUUUGCACACCAACGAUAACCUAGAGGCCUGCUACAAGGGCGUGCCGCUCGCUGUAGAAGGGAAAGGGACUUUCGCGUCGAAGACGCUGAGGAACGUCGCAGUGAAAUGAUUUUCGUGUUAAAUAAAACAACCUUGGGUUUCGAAA
This is a messenger RNA of Cylas formicarius (sweet potato weevil), 1480 nucleotides long. RefSeq names its product aminoacyl tRNA synthase complex-interacting multifunctional protein 1 (gene AIMP1). NCBI's taxonomy places the organism in Eukaryota, Metazoa, Arthropoda, Insecta, Coleoptera, Brentidae. The coding region runs from base 500 to 1444 and encodes 314 amino acids. The record is from RefSeq and is a predicted model, not a curated record. Gene Ontology annotation, molecular function: tRNA binding. The transcript has 5 exons.